Messenger RNA from Chroicocephalus ridibundus (black-headed gull), 2793 nucleotides. It is a transcript of the gene FBXO15, whose product is annotated as F-box protein 15. NCBI's taxonomy places the organism in Eukaryota, Metazoa, Chordata, Aves, Charadriiformes, Laridae. Gene Ontology annotation, molecular function: protein binding. Bases 213 to 1622 code for a protein of 469 amino acids. Gene Ontology annotation, cellular component: SCF ubiquitin ligase complex. The transcript has 11 exons. The record is from RefSeq and is a predicted model, not a curated record.
UGCGGUUGUACGGCAACCGCCAGGCCCCGGCAGCCGAGGUGGCGGCUCCCUCCGCUGCCGCCGAGGUCGGGCCUUUUACCCCCGCUGCUGCAGCCGUCGCCGCCCCUCGGGCCGGCGGGCCAAGGAAUAGGUCAAGGAGCUUUGCUGCCAGGCCUGGGGAAUGUUCUGAAGCUGUAAAUGCUGGAAUUAAAAGUCUGUGUUUGACGCCUUCCAUGAAACCAAAGCCUAGAUUGUGUAUUGAGAGCAUGCCAUCAGAAAUGCUGAUGAAGAUAUUUUCCUAUUUGGAUGCUGUGUCCCUACUGUGUGUUGGUUGUGUGAAUAAGCACUUCUAUCAUCUGGCCAAUGACAAUGGAAUCUGGCUGAGAAUCUAUUCCAGUUGUUUUCGACCAAAAAGGACAAUUUGGAAAAUGACGUCUGAACAAACAGAGACUGUUUCCUUGGACUGUGCUGCUCUACAUGAUAGAAAGCCUGGGUACUGGAAGAAAGAAUACAUCUUCAAACAAAUAGCUGCUGUCAAAACUAGAGUAAUGCGACUUGUUAAACCUGUAGAUCCUUAUACAGGUCUUCCAUGUAAAAACAAAGAAGCUAUCAAAGCCUCUGGCUUGAGUUGGAUAAUUGUUCUAAAGGACAAAAAUGGAAAGGAGCAUAUAAUGGAGAAGGCAAACCUGUCAUUUAAGGACACAUCUGUUACUAUACUAUGGUAUAGUACAAAUUGGCCAUGCUUAGACAUCCUGUCAGCCUUAAAACUAUUUGGAGUUACGCCAUUGCUUCCUGACCAAAGCAGAGAUCCCAGCAAGAAUGGACCUCGUCGACGUUCCUUAAUUGCUGAAUACCAUCUUGCUAACCUGACUGAAAGCAGUGUAGCACUUGGUGCCGAUAAACUCGUCCAGCUCUUCGGUCUCAAUCCAGGACUUUUAGUAGGACUUUGGAAGGAGAAAAAUGAAAUUGCUUUUGUUAUGGCGAGUCUUCAUUAUCAUCAACUUCUUGAGAGAAGCACUUUGGGUUCUGCUACUGUUCAAUAUGCACUUCCACCUAAUAAACCCAUGUUGGAUGAUGUUGACCCAGAAUAUGGACUGCAUGAUUACAGUCUACAUCUUGAUAUCCACGGUGGAAGCUGCACCUACCUGUGUGGUACAUUCAAGAGCCUCUUCUGCAGAAAAGACAGUGUCUGUCCUGAAACCUGCCGCUUCUGUCCUCUGUCAUGCAUUGGGCUGCUUCCUCCACACAGUGACAUUGCAAAUGGAUAUUUGAGGCUCACAGUUGUAAGCUUAAAGGAUAAUACAAAGCACUUGCCUCUUAUUGGGACACUUGGCUUAUCCUGGGAAACAGAGGCGUUUAAAGGCAAUGUAAAGGACUGCUGUGUGAUGGAUGUUACUCUCUUGGAUGAAGCUGGAAAACCAUUCUGGUGUUUCAGUGCCCCAGUCUACAUGGAACUAUCUUCCAAGGCAUCUAGCUUUUAUGACUACAUGGGUCAUAUCUAUACCACAGACUAUGCAGAUUCAGAGGGUAAAGUCUGUGUUGAGUUGGUAUGGUUGGAAGAAACCAAGGAGUAUUUUAUAGUCAACUUGGUGCUUUAUAUAAGCACCAGAAAGGUAAAUAACUGGUAUGGAACAAAUUACUGACUUAAUUCGGUCACUAAUUUCAUUGCUUUAAAAAAAACCCACAAAACCAACAACAAAAAAAACCCAACAGAAAACACAUUAAACUUCUGAUGCUUAAAAUUCAUACCAAUGAGCACAUCUGUUCCCGUAAAUUUUUCAGUAACAAGUGCAAUUGCAUAAUUUGUUUAAUUGGUAUUGGAGGGAUUGAAGAGACACGUUGAUAUAAAUGAAUGUUUUUCUUCUCUGUUGAUAGUCUGUUUCUGAUACUUGGUAUAUUGAAAUUAUUUUUAGGAAUAUUUUUCUUUAUAGAUAAUUGUUACUAUGGUUAAGACAUUGGUUCUUGUGAGAGACAUACUGUGAAGAUGCCUUACCUUAUGUAAGCUACACUGUUUUUGAGAAUAUUGACUUUUAUGCCUAGUAGUAAAACAGCAUGUGUGCUGUUCCCUUCAGAUUCAUUAGUGUUGUUGGUAAAUAACAGGUUUUGUUAGGUUUUGUUAAAUGCAUAAAUACUUUUUUUCAGAAAAUACUUCACUUAAAUGUAUUCUAGUAGGUAACAGAUAGUAGGAAGUCACAGAUAUGAACAGUAUGCCAGUUAAGGCAUUUGUUAAGAAAAUCACAUACAAUAUCUACUAUGAAAUUUUUUAAAUUCCUCUUUGUUCUGUUUUCCCAUGUUCUAGCCUUCUGAUUUGAGCCUAGAUACUCAUGUCAUAUCUUGCCUGAUGAAUAAGUGUCCCAAUUAUCAGCACAGCUGAGCCGAUGUCUGCUCUUACUGAAUGCACGUAACAUUCAGUUGUUUUGGAAACGAUGCAUAUCUGGUACCGUUUAUCUAGCAAUAAGUAUUCAUAUAAAAAUUAAAUGUAUGUGCCUGAUCUUUCAGGUUCCUUGAAGUAACUUUAGGACCAAAUCUACUCCUUGCAUAAAAAAAAUAAAAUGACACGGUACUGGGACUCUAGUGCCAUUACAUAGCGUGUUACAAACCACAGCAAAUUUGUGCAGUUUCACAGUACUCCAUUAAGAAAGAAACACAAUGUCUGUUUACAUCUGUGACUUUAUUAUAGUAGCGAUUUCCUUAAACAAAUAAAGAAAAGAGAGAAAUUAUUUUUAAGUACAUUAACUGGUUCAUGCAAGCAAUGUUUAUGUAUAAGCAUUUGUGCUCUAUAUUACAGAGACAGUAGGAGAUCUACACUACAGC